This is a messenger RNA of Spirometra erinaceieuropaei, 1209 nucleotides long. NCBI's taxonomy places the organism in Eukaryota, Metazoa, Platyhelminthes, Cestoda, Diphyllobothriidea, Diphyllobothriidae. The record is from the annotation of a GenBank genome assembly.
AUGAAACGCGAAGCCCGCAAAUCACAACUUCGCCGUGUACGCAACGCCGCCGCACAACCUCUCCCUACGUGUCCUCGAUGCCACCGGACUUUCCGGGCACGAAUCGGACUUGUUGGACAUCUUCGGAUCAACUGCACCUCUCGAACUGCUCCAGCCAUCGUCUCCCCGCCCGCCUCUUCCUCGUCCUCUCUGCCGCCAACUAACUCUGACACUCCUCCUGCACCACCACUUCCAUCCUCGUCGUCCUCUUCCCUCUCCACUGCCCCAGCGGCGGUCGUUCAGACUGCUGUCUCACACAUCACCAACCCCAACACAACAACCGACAUCGCCUCUCCCACCUCUCCCGAUACCACUGAUGAGGACCAGGACUACACCUGCCCUCACUGCGAUCGCACGUUCACCUCACGCGUCGGCCUGGUCGGUCACUUGAGAAUCCAUCGCACAAAGACUGGCGAGCCAGUGCCUGGAGCACCAACCUACACCCACCGCACUCGCCUCCACUGCCCACACUGCCCUCGCACCUUCACUCAUCGCAUGGGUCUAUUCGGUCACAUGCGCAUCCACAAGAGCGGAAUUGACCGCAGCCUCGAGACACCCACCCCGCCAGACCCCAAUCCCAAAUCAUCACCUUGUGCACCGACCACCCUCUCCGAAACCGACAUCGACGCCACCUUCUUUACCACCCCUUACUCCUCGACUUCCUCCUCCUCUUCCUCCUUCACCGCCACAACAACGGCCACUCCGGCGUCUGUCGCGCACGACAUCACCACAGACAUACCUGAAACAACAACAGGCACAACCCCUGCAACCUCCGUCACAAGAGGUGAGGACCAGGACUACGCCUGUCCUCACUGCGAUCGCACCUUCACUUCACGCAUCGGCCUGGUCGGUCACUUGAGAAUCCAUCGUACAGAGGCUGGCGGACCGGUGUCAGGAGCACCAACCUACACCCACCGCACUCGCCUCCACUGCCCACACUGCCCUCGCACCUUCGCGCAUCGGAUGGGUCUAUUCGGCCACAUGCGCAUCCACGUGAGCGGGAUUGACCACAAGUCCGAAACACCAAAUACAUCUAACACAUCCACCAUGCCCAGCCCCAGCCUCGCUCCAUCGCCCUGCUCGCUCAUCACCACCACCACCGCUUCCUCUGUAGCCGACACCGACGCCGCCGACCUCUCGUGCCCACACUGCCCACGCACAUUCACCUAA